Penaeus indicus is the source of this 1128-nucleotide messenger RNA. Its product is annotated as spore coat assembly protein ExsA-like. The transcript has a single exon. Lineage: Eukaryota; Metazoa; Arthropoda; Malacostraca; Decapoda; Penaeidae. The record is from RefSeq and is a predicted model, not a curated record. Bases 1 to 1128 code for a protein of 375 amino acids.
AUGCCCUUCAGAAUGCCCUUCAGAAUGCCCUACAGAAUGCCCUUCAGAAUGCCCUACAAAAUGUCCUUCAGAAUGCCCUACAGAAUGCCCUACAGAAAGCCCUACAGAAUGCCCUUCAGAAUGCCCUACAGAAUGCCCUACAAAAUGUCCUUCAGAAUGCCCUAUAGAAUGCCCUACAGAAUGCCCUGCAGAAUGCCCUACAGAAUGCCCUACAAAAUGUCCUUCAGAAUGCCCUUCAGAAUACCCUACAGAAUGCCCUUCAGAAUGCCCUACAGAAUGCCCUUCAGAAAGCCCUUCAGAAUACCCUACAGAAUGCCCUUCAGAAUGCCCUACAGAAUGCCCUUCAGAAAGCCCUACAAAAUGUCCUUCAGAAUGCCCUACAGAAAGCCCUAUUCUGUAGGGCCCUUCAGAAUGCCCUACAGAAUGCCCUUCAGAAUGCCCUACAGAAUGCCCUUCAGAAUGCCCUACAGAAUGCCUUGCAGAAUGCCCUACAGAAUGCCUUGCAGAAUGCCCUACAGAAUGCCUUGCAGAAUGCCCUACAGAAAGCCCUACAAAAUGUCCUUCAGAAUGCCCUACAGAAUGCCCUUCAGAAUGCCCUACAGAAUACCCUUCAGAAUGCCCUACAGAAUGCCCUUCAGAAUACCCUUCAGAAUGCCCUACAGAAUGCCCUUCAGAAUGCCCUGCAGAAUGCCCUACAGAAUACCCUUCAGAAUGCCCUUCAGAAUGCCCUUCAGAAUACCCUUCAGAAAGCCCUACAGAAUGCCCUACAGAAUGCCCUUCAGAAUGCCCUUCAGAAAGCCCCACAGAAUGCCCUUCAGAAAGCCCUACAGAAUGCCCAACAGAAUGCCCUUCAGAAAGCCCUACAGGAUGCCCUACAGAAUGCCCUUCAGAAAGCCCUACAGAAUGCCCUACAGAAUGCCCUUCAGAAUGCCCAACAGAAUGCCCUUCAGAAAGCCCUACAGAAUGCCCUACAGAAUGCCCUUCAGAAUGCCCAACAGAAUGCCCUUCAGAAAGCCCUACAGAAUGCCCUUCAGAAUGCCCAACAGAAUGCCCUCCAGAUAUCUUGCAAGCUCGGAAAUAUUCUCGCUAGCUGUUGGAGAGGGUGGCUUGGUAUCUGAGAUAGAAUAG